GUGAGUGCCAAGCGCUGGCGACGCCGGUGAAGCUGUUGCUGCUGUAGGCGGCAAAGAUUUAUUAAAGAAGGGAUUUUGAUGCAAGGGCGCGCUGUCCGGUGAGAGGCCAUCUAUCCUGAUAUCAUAAAGUGUGUGUGCGCGCGCGUGUGCGUGCGUUUGGGAGAGAGAGAGAGAGAGAGAGAGAGGGAGGAGGAGGAGGAGGAGGGAGCCGCGGAGGAUGAGUUAUUCCUGUGCCGGCACUGAGGCAGUGUGUACCGGACAAGGAGCCUCCAGUAGCGGGAGCACCACCACUUCCGAAACCGACAGCAGCCCACCUUGCGGGACUAGGGCUUGUAAGAACCAGAGCAGCAGCUCCGAGCGAGGUGCGGCAAUGAAAGUCAAAAAAGGCUGCAACUCGACGGACGCAGGGAUCCCGGUGACUACGGAGGAGGAGCUGCUCAGGAAGACUGACAUCACUCCGGAGGAUGUGUUAGGGUUGCAGAAGAUCACCGAGAAUUAUUUGUGUUCCCCAGAAGAAAAUGUGUACCAAAUUGACUUCACUAGGUUUAAAAUACGAGACAUGGAGACUAGCACUGUGCUGUUUGAGAUCACCAAGCCCCCUGCUUCAGAGAGAACUCAAGGAGACAAGAGGGACUAUGAUCCAAAUGCUGGUCGAUUUGUCCGGUACCAAUUUACUCCUGCUUUCCUCAGACUCCGCCAAGUUGGAGCAACGGUAGAGUUUACAGUUGGAGAGAAGCCUAUCAAUAACUUCAGAAUGAUUGAAAGGCAUUAUUUCCGUGAGCAGCUGUUGAAGAGCUUUGACUUUGAGUUUGGCUUCUGUAUCCCGAGCAGUAAAAACACAUGUGAACAUAUCUAUGAGUUUCCUCCACUCUCAGAAGAAAUAAUGCGGGAAAUGAUCAUUCACCCAUAUGAAACUCAAUCUGACAGCUUCUACUUUGUUGAUAACAAGCUUGUGAUGCACAAUAAGGCGGAUUAUUCUUACAGUGGAGGACCUUAGGAAAAGACCAAUAAAAUCCACAAGAAGAAGAGGAGGGAGCACACGUGCGCGCACACACACCCACUGCAAUCCUAGGGAGUCUGGAACCUUUCUAGCAGAAGCUUGCCUGCCAUGUUUUGGAGGAAUGACUUGAGAAUUUUUCAGCGAUACCUGGUACCUCACUGGAGUCAAAUAGGGUCCAGAUAAUCCAAAGUAGUUCAAGUGGUAAAGUUGAGCAGUCUCACAGAAGUGCACCCUAUAGUUUCACUGAAGAAAUACAGUUCUUGCUAUUAAGUUGCUUUGUUUUAUGCACUUCUAUCGUUACUGCAAAUCAUUUCCUAGGUAGGAGUAAUAUAACUUUUGCUGUUGGAGUGUGGGUUUCUUUGCACACUGUAGUUUAUAAGAUGUUGUGUGUGUUGAAACUGCAGCCUCAAUAGACUGAGCCAUAAACACAAGCAAUUAUCAAAACAGUUUAAAGCAAUGUGUGUGUGUGCACACAUAAUAAAUGUGCGUGUGUGAUCGGAGUGGUCAUAGUUUAUAAUAGGGCCAUUAUAACUAACCUGCAGAAAUAUAUACAUUUAGAAAAGAAAAACACUUCAAUUAAUCAUUUUUAUUUUUUAUGGUGGGUGAAAGUAAAUUGAUACAUUAAGAAUAAAAAUAUUCCUUCUUAGCAGUGAGCGUGAUGCACUUUAUGGGUCAGGUCAAUGGAUGAAGAUAUAAUAAGAUGUGGGAAAAUUUGUUUACACUUCAGUGGUGCAGCUUCUACUGAAUCUGAGUAGAACCACAGAAUUUAAAAGGGAUGAAAAAAAUAUGCAAAAUGUUCUUCAUUGAAGUGGGAACAAAGGUCUGAGGCAGAAAUGUUGUUUAUUGUGAAAAAUAUAAGGAAUAAAAACAUGAAAGAGCUGUUUUGCUUGCUGAAAAAAUCUUAUUGGUUGGCAAUUAAUAUCUAAUUGUAAGUACGUAUUGCCAUUAAUAAAACAGACAUGCAACACAUUCAUAUCAAAUCCCCUUUUCAGAUUGCAUGAAUCAAAGUAAAACACUUUUUUUGUUGUUUUCCGUUUUCACUUUUCCCUGAUUGUGCCUAAGAAGACCACUUGGCCUGUUCUAACUCUUGCAAGAAGGAAAAACCUUUAGCAGACUUUUGGGUCAUCUUUUCUGUGAUACUCCUCUGGCAGCACAUUCCUAAUAAAUUUCCCCUUUUUCAUGCUAGUUAUAUAGAUAUUCCUGCAAUAUCAAAAAGGAGAUCAUGUCUGUCAUCUUAUUUCUCCAGUUUUAGACACUUCCUAUCUUUUUUUAAGUGGGCUUUAUUCAGAAUCAGUCUAUACUGUGGAUUUUCUAUUAAGGCAGUAUUGUUGAAUAAAGGAUGAAAGGAUUAGUUAUUUUUUAAGUUUCUUAGUCUUCAAGACCAGUCUUUACUUUGGAUUUUCUAGUUUGAUCUUUAUAUAACCAUAGUUAACAGAUAUAUUAUUUUUAUAGUGAUUGUUUUUAAUUUAUAGUUGAAUUUUUUAUUUUACUAAUCUGGUGUAAAGUGUAUUUCUAUUUUUACAAUUACGCAAUAAAAUGCGUUUUUCAAUGAUGAACAUUACAGUAUAUCACUAAGUUUAUGUUUAAAAGAUUGAGACUUAAAUCUGGGAGACACAUUUAGCCUAAAGUACAUCCAUGCAGACGAAACAUAUUUUAUUUUUUCAAAUUAUAUAUUAGGGAAAAAAUUGCAGACUGAAAGUUGUCCUCAAUGUAACAAUAAUUAUCUGAUAUUCUUUAAUACACCCAAAAUUGAAGUAAACUGUCCAUUUGUAAUAAUAUUAAGGAUGAAUAGAAGUAAUUCAGUUUAUACACUGUUGGUUUAAAAUCUAUUGUUGGCAUCUGAAAUGGAGCAGUUCACUCUGAAUUUUUUUAGUGUUCAUUGGCAAUAAAACAAUAUGACUACCUGUUAUAUAGCCUUCUUCUAGUGUGGCACAUCUGUUUGGAGGAGUUACAGAAAAAUUGGGCAUUCCACACGCAUCGGCUUUGCACAUAGUUUAUUUAGUUCCAUGCUGUGGAAAACACUGAAGAAAUUAUGCAUUUUGUUUGGCAAUUGUAGAACUUUUUGAUUUAACCAGGUAUACAUAUAAAA
Molecule: messenger RNA, 3089 nt
Organism: Erpetoichthys calabaricus (reedfish)
Lineage: Eukaryota; Metazoa; Chordata; Cladistia; Polypteriformes; Polypteridae
Gene: unc119a1
Product: unc-119 homolog a (C. elegans)
Exons: 5
Coding region: 218-997 (259 amino acids)
Biological process (GO): visual perception; positive regulation of protein tyrosine kinase activity; negative regulation of clathrin-dependent endocytosis
Cellular component (GO): spindle pole; spindle midzone; centrosome
Molecular function (GO): lipid binding
Source: RefSeq, a predicted model, not a curated record